Messenger RNA from Zygosaccharomyces rouxii, 1269 nucleotides. It is a transcript of the gene REH1, whose product is annotated as Reh1p. The transcript has a single exon. Gene Ontology annotation, cellular component: preribosome, large subunit precursor. The record is from RefSeq and is a predicted model, not a curated record. Gene Ontology annotation, biological process: ribosomal large subunit biogenesis. The coding region runs from base 1 to 1269 and encodes 422 amino acids. NCBI's taxonomy places the organism in Eukaryota, Fungi, Ascomycota, Saccharomycetes, Saccharomycetales, Saccharomycetaceae.
AUGAGUCUACCAAGUCCUGUUUUUACUUGCAAUGCCUGUGUGAUUCAGUUCAAGUCUAGUGAUUUGCAAAGAUACCACAUGAAGACUGAAUGGCAUCGUUAUAAUCUAAAAAGAAGAGUUGCUGAGCUACCACCAAUUGGUGCUGAUGUAUUUGCAGAAAAGUUACAGAUCUCUGAGAGGGAAAAAGCUGAGAAUCAAGUAGAUGAAUUUGGUUUUGCUCUCUUAAAGCCAGCUAACCUACCCAAGGAAGAUCUUGAAGUCACAAGUAUCCCUCAUAAGGGUAAAAAGGGAAUAAGAAGGAAGAGCAAUGAAUCGUCUAAGGAUCAAGGGAAUUCCAUCAACGAGAAAAGCUUAGACUCUCCUGCAAAUGCAUCUGAUAUCUCUGACAGUGAAGGUACUACUACCGAUUUUGGUGAAAACACUGCUUCGGAAUAUGGAUUUACUAGUGAUUCUAACUGGGAAUCCGAAAGUGAGAUUGCAUCAGUUGCAGACUCUGAAAGAAUUUUGGACUCUAACAAAGUUACCAUUACAGAUUGUAUCUAUUGUGGACUACAAAAUAGAGAUGUGAACAGAAAUAUUAACCAUAUGUUCGAAGCCCAUGGACUUUACAUCCCAGAAAGGUCAUAUUUAGCGGAUUUACCAGGCUUGUUGAAUUUUUUAAUCCAAGAAAUUGUGAUCAAGAAACUUUGCUUGUGUUGCAAUUUCCAAGGUUCUAGUUUCAAGAGUAUUCGAGACCACAUGUUGUCAAAGAGGCAUUGCAAGAUGCCUUAUGAGACCAAGGAGGAGCGUGAGAAAUUUGCGCAAUUCUAUGAUUUUAGCUCCUUAAAUGAAUCUGAUGUAGAUCAUAAGGAAUCUGAUAAAUCCUCAAAGAAAAAAAUCCACUUCAAAGAGGAAGAUGAGGAGAUCGAUGAUGAUGAUGAUGAUGAUGAUACGUUUGACGGACACCAGAUCAAUUCCAACUACACUACUGUAGAACUAGAUGAUACUGGAUUAGAACUUACACUCCCCAAUGGUGCAAGGGCAGGCCAUCGUAUUGGUCAACGUUAUUUCAGACAAAACUUGCCACCUUCACCAGAGUCUCGUGACAGCAAGGCUACUGUUUCAGCUGCAGACAGAAGGCUAGCUAGUGGUAUCACAGAAAGACAAUGGAAACAAGGUAUGAAGGAUAUGAGAAAGGAAGAGCAAAAGGCCAUGAACCGCCAACUAAGACGUCAAAAACCCGAGAAAAUCAAUUUCCAACCUCAUUACAGGGAUGAAUUUUUGCAGUAA